GCCCCGUGAAAUAUUAACACGAUUAUGUUUUUUUUCUACUAAUAUUCUAAUUACAUUUGUUAAAGGUCUUACUAAACAUGCUAGCUAUUAACAUCAAUAUUUGAGAUUCUAUUCCAAAUGGCAAAAUCCAUGCCAACAACCAAACAAGUUGGCUUUUAAUAUCAGACAGAUACAUGCAUACCAUCUCUCAAGAAAACCUAACAUAAUCACUAACCAAUCAUCAAGUCAUCAAUUAACUACACCUAAAAUUUGUCAACAACUUUGCCGUAGGGCCAACACUAUCAUCUCAACCAUCUUCAUGUCGAGCAAUUAAAUUCCACUCCCCACGAUUAAAUUUUCUCUAUAACAACACCAAUCAAUUCCUCAUUCCACUCAGAAAACAUGGCAAACAAAUUUCUAAUAAUAAUUUCCGUACUCCUAUCAUCCUUUUAUAACUCCAAUUCCGUAGGAAUUGCCAUUUACUGGGGCCAAAAUGGCUUUGAAGGCACCUUGAAUUCAACCUGCUCAACAGGAAACUAUGCAUUCAUCAACAUAGCCUUCUUAAUCCAAUUCGGCGAAAAAAGAACCCCAAUCCUCAAUCUCGCUGGCCACUGUGAUCCAAGCUCCAACGGCUGUGUUCACCUAGGCUACGACAUAAAUUUCUGCCAAUCAAACGGAGUAAAAGUUCUCCUCUCCAUUGGCGGAGGAGUAGGGAACUACUCCCUCUCAUCUCGUCAAGAUGCAAAAAAUGUCGCAAAGUAUUUGUACAAGAAUUUCUUGGGCGGCCAUUCUUCUAACCGCCCUCUGGGGCCUGCAGUUCUAGAUGGUAUUGAUUUUGAUAUUGAACUUGGAACUAACCGUUAUUGGGAAGAACUCGCGAAAAAUCUCUAUAAAUACAGUCUGAGAGGGAGGAAAGUGUAUUUAUCUGCAGCUCCUCAGUGUCCGCUUCCUGACUUCUUUAUGUCAGAGGCUCUUGAGACUGGGUUGUUUGAUUAUGUAUGGAUACAGUUUUACAAUAAUCCACAGUGUGGGUACUCUGAAGGGGAUGUAACUAGAAUUUUGAGUUCAUGGAGGAAGUGGACUUACAGGAUUCCGGCAACGGAGAUUUUCUUGGGUCUGCCGGCAGCUCCUCACGCGGCAGGAAGCGGGUUUAUUCCGGCGAGUGUGGUUGUUUCAGAGGUGUUGCCUGUGAUUAGAAGGGAGGUGAAGUAUGGAGGGGUGAUGUUGUGGUCAAAGUUUUACGAUGAUCAGACUGGGUAUAGUGCCUCAAUUAAGAGCUAUCUGUGAGCAUGAGUUUUGGGAGUUUCGAACAAAUUAAAUUUGAACAUGUUCUAUGAUUAUUAUUGAUCAUUAGAUUUUAGACGAAAUUUCUGUAUUAUUAUUAUUAUUUUGGAGAAAACUGUAUUUUCAGCUUGUGUUUCUGAGUUAGAUAAAGAUACGUGCUAAUUAGCUGGUCAGUCGACUAUGGAUUUUUGUUAAUGUUAAGGAUUCGUUGCCUCGAUUA
Asparagus officinalis (garden asparagus) is the source of this 1483-nucleotide messenger RNA. Its product is annotated as acidic endochitinase-like. The record is from RefSeq and is a predicted model, not a curated record. Gene Ontology annotation, molecular function: chitinase activity. Gene Ontology annotation, cellular component: extracellular region. Gene Ontology annotation, biological process: carbohydrate metabolic process. NCBI's taxonomy places the organism in Eukaryota, Viridiplantae, Streptophyta, Magnoliopsida, Asparagales, Asparagaceae. Bases 382 to 1266 code for a protein of 294 amino acids. The transcript has a single exon.